CUCGCUCAUAUUCUGACCUACGCAUUCUCAGACCCACUCGUACUCAGACUCUCCCAUACCUAGACUAGCUCACACUCGCACUCAACCAUACGCAACCCCGUUUAUAAAUCAAGCUGGUUUAUAUCCUAUGUAUUAUUAUAUGUACAAUAUUGAUAUCGAGGCUAAUUCUAGUUCUAGACUAGGCACACCACCCACGAGCUGCAGGCCGGCGCCAGGCAGGCCUGGCGCAACUCCGCGAAGUGCCCUGGCCGAAUCGCGUGGGACACGCUGGUCAUCCGCGAUUGCAGGCACGUGACCUGCGCAAAGCAGGUCUUCGAGGAGUGCGAGCAGCACCUGAAGGUCGCUGCUGGAGGAGGCAUCUUGCAGUCCACGAUGACCAUCUUCGCGCCCAAGCAGCCGCACGAGCAGUGGGGCAUCCGCUUCUGGAACCAUCAGUUCUGUAGGUACGCCGGCUACGCGCAGGAGGAUGGCAGUGUCCUGGGCGACCCCGCCAACGUCAAGUUCACGGAGAUGGCGAUAAAGACGUUUGGGUGGAAGCCGCCGACGAAGCGGACAAAGUUCGACCCCCUGCCGCAGAUUGUGCAGCUCCCGGGCCAGGACCCACAGAUGUGCGAGCUCCCGCGCGAGCUCUUCUGCGAGAUCUCCAUCACGCACCCGGAGCACCCCAAGCUCGCGAAGUUGGGUCUGAAGUGGACCGCCAUCCCCACAAUCAACAACUUGACCAUGCGGAUCGGCGGGGUGGACUACCCCUGCUGCCCCUUCAACGGCUGGUUCGUCGACUUGGAAAUCGCCCGGAACCUGGUUGAGCGCUACGGCGUGGGCCCGGAGGUCGCCAAGAUUUGCGGCUUCGACACCCGCUCGAACUCUUCUGGCUGGCGCGCCAUGGUUCUGCAGACGAUGAGCGCCGCGGUGACCCACUCGUUCCAGAAGUCGCGGUUCAGCAUCGUGGACCAUUACACUUGCUCCCAGCAGUUCUUGGCCCACGUGGACAGGGAGAAGCAGUGCGGGCGAGAGGUGCCCGCGCAGUGGAGCUGGAUCGGAGGCUUCUUCGGCAUGCAUUGCCCGGCGUGGCAUUACGAGAUGCGCGACUUCUACCUCCGCCCGCAGUUCCAAUACCAUUGCGACAGGUGGGUUGUGGAAGACGCGUCGGGCCUGGAGGGUUUCAAACUGACCGAGAGCCACAAAUCUCUCCAGGAACGCCCCCUCCAGGACGACCCCCGCAAGGUUUUGAUUCUUUACGCCAGCACCACCGGCACCGCAGAGCAGUUUGCCAGAGACAUGGCCAAGGAGCUCGGCUUGGCCUACGGGCCGCGGGUGAUGGAGUUAAACUCCCUGUGCGAGAAGACGGUCCAGAGGUUCACCCACAUCGUCUGCUUCAUCGCCACCUUCAACGACGGCGCCGCACCGCAGAACGGCUCCGCCUUCCCGGGCGCCCUGCCUUUCCCGCUGGUGAGCAAGAAGACCGGGCAGCCAAUCAGGUACGCAGUGAUGGCGUUGGGCAGCACCACGUACCCCGGCUUCUGCGCGUUUGGCAAGAAGGUGAGCAAGACGCUGGAGGCAGCGGGGGCCGCGCGUUUCGUCCCAACGGUGCUGGCGGACGCGCGCAAGGACCAAGCGGCGGAUUUCCAGGAGUUCCUGCGCGCGCUUCGCUUCGAGCUAGAGCCGCGCCAAGCGCUGGCGGGCACGGUCGAGUCCUGCAUCGCCGUCAGGCUGGGGGAGCCAAGCGUUGGCAUUGCGGAGGCCUCUGAGCCCAGCGAGGUGAAGGCCCACAAGCGGGCGGAGGUGGUGGAGUCCACGCCGCUGCUGGCAAACACUUCGGAAUGGCGGUCCACGCGGCGCAUCCGCAUCGACAUCUCGCGCUGCGAUGGUAUGAGCUAUCGCACCGGCGGUCACCUCAGCGUCCUGCCCCGUAACCCGCACGACGAGAUCGCGAGGCUCGCGCUGGAGCUGGGCAUCGAAGAGGAGAGGCUGCACGCGAGGCUCGAGGCCAUCAUGGUGGAGGGGGAGGAUCAGUAUCCCGCCGAGCUGGGGUUCCAGCCUACGACGCUGUACGACGCGCUGCAGUGGCACCUGGACAUCACUGUCCGUCCGGCAAGCCUGCCGCGCAUUCUGGGCAUGGUGCGGGACGCCGGCGGCAUGACCGCAGAGGAGCACCAGGAGCUAUUGCAGCAGGACGGCGAGAAGGUUGCGGAGCAGUUCUGGUGGUUGUCAAGCCUCCUACGCGCCUUCCCACGGGCGAAGGGCAAGAUCACGCUCGGCGCCCUCUUCGGCGCGCUGCCCUUGCAGUUCCCGAGGCUCUAUUCCAUCGCGAGCAGCAGCGUGGUCAGCCCCAGCGUGGUCGAGCUUUGCGUGGGCCUCGUCUACGUUGGCAGCAACCGCGGGCUGGCCUCGGGCUAUCUACACUCGCUGCAGGUGGGCAGCCCUGUGUGGGUGUCCGCGCUCGCCUCGUCAUUCGACCUGCCAGAGUCGCCAGAGGCGCCUGUGAUCAUGGUCGGCGCCGGGACGGGCGUCGCGCCCUUCGCCGGCUUUGUCCGGGAGCGCAUUCACCAUCUGCAGAAGGGCGGGGCCGGGCAGUGCGGCGAGGCCCAGCUCUUGGCCGGCCAUCGGUGCCGCGCGGAGAUCCUGUACGCCGGCCUGUUCAAGGAGAGGCACUCGACGCGUCGGCGCUGACGACGUACGACGUGUCCCUGUCCAGGGAGCCGGCCGUGGAGAAGCGCGUAGUCACCGACGGGCUCCGCCAGUCGGCGCAGGAGGUGUGGGAGCUGAUCCAGAGGCCCGAUUGCCACUACUACGUCUGCGGCGGCAGGCGCAUGGCCGACGACGCUCACCGGGCGCUGGUCUUCGCCAUCGCCCGUGGGGGCAACAUGAGCCAGGCGAGGGCGGUGGCUUUCAUGGAUGGUAUGCGCGCGUCGGGCAGGUACCACCUCGACGUCUGGGGGGUCAUCAAGCAGGGCGGGAAACACCACCCGCUGGAGAACUGGUCCAAGCCGUGGCUGAGUUUCAUGCAGGGUACAAGCGAGGACGGUGAGUUCUGAGGCGCAUAGCUCGUCGUCCGCGCUUGAGCGAGAGCGAUGAGCAUUGUGGUCGCAAGGCGUCCUAGUGGGGUCGGGAGGACUCGAUAUCUCGAUCGGGGGGAUGCAUGCCAUUGUGCGCAGGCCGGGGAGUACGCGCAAGGCGUCCGACGACAACUCUGCAUGCCAAUUUUCUACCGUCCGCACACGUUUAAAAGUGCGAGACAUCGGCCGCCACGAAACUUCUGUCACAAAGUGUCCGAGCGUCCUUGCGCGGUCGACGCGCGCCGAGUGAACGUACAUUUGAGGCCCGACCACAAGGAACCCUCCGAACCCUGUGCACCCAAUUACGCCUGCGGGCUCCCGGAACCUCAUGAUCCCCUUGAGCGGCGAUGGCAGAAUUACUCCUCUUGCCAAUUAGGGCUCGAAGCCUCUGGGCCGACGCGCGUCGCGGUACGGGCGUGUACCGGUCGCGGCGGGCCUCCCUGGUGCCGUGCCUCGGUAUAUCGAUCGAGCACGCGCAGUCUCUAGGUCUGCGUGGGCCGCACUAAUGUCAUGUUGCCGCCUGGGCUCACUGCUGCCCCGAAGGCACGACAGUUGUGAUGCACAUUCAUCGCCGUCGCAGAUGACAUUUUGCAAUCCUGCAGCAGGCGCUGUAUAGCGCACCCACAGUUGCAGCAGGCGCAGUAUAGCGCCCACCAUUUUCGGCUCCUCGAGGGCGGGGCGGCGCGGCCCUCCCUGCGGAAGAUACGGUGCCCUCGUUUGCACUCCUCCAUGGCACUGCUGCUCAGGCUGUCUCAGUCCGAAGUCAAGCUCCUUUGCCGAGAGGCAGGGGUUGGGCGCCGCUCGUCCCUCCCCCGCUCCUCUCGCCUUUCCCGCUCAGCUGGGCCGUCUGGCCUCUCCUAGGAG
Messenger RNA from Prorocentrum cordatum, 3920 nucleotides. The record is from the annotation of a GenBank genome assembly. NCBI's taxonomy places the organism in Eukaryota, Dinophyceae, Prorocentrales, Prorocentraceae.